Messenger RNA from Gryllus bimaculatus (two-spotted cricket), 2586 nucleotides. The record is from the annotation of a GenBank genome assembly. Lineage: Eukaryota; Metazoa; Arthropoda; Insecta; Orthoptera; Gryllidae.
UUGAGUGAACCGGCCCUGGUAUUUGUUGCCCAAUCCUGUGCUGGUCUAUACCACACUCACGUUGUACCUCACCCCGAGAUUGGGGGAAAUUUAAGAACAGGAGAUUCGAAGACUUCAACAUACACAAUGUGGGUGGUCUAUAGACUUCAAUUCUAAUGAUGUGGCACGACAUGGAUAACCUUAAUCAACGAAUUACGAGAGUAUUUUCAUAAAACUAUCUGUGAUAUCGAAUAUACCCUGUAACUCUGGUUUGUCUUGAAGUGACAUUCAGGCCGUAUGUAGUAUGUACUCCACUGUCAGCAAUAGAGAAUACCUAUUUCUGUAUUUUUGAGGAAUAUUUCAUUGAAGAAAAUCGUCGUGGUAUUAUGUAUGAUUAAAUAAGCGACUGGAAAAUUUUGGCGUGAAAGUUGAAAGAUCAAAAUAAAACCAGAUUCUAUUCAGAAAAAAAAUGCUAGUAAUAAGUAUAUGUCAGUUUUAAAUGUUUUCUAAAAAUUGAAAGAAGAAAUAUCUACUGCGUCAAUUUAAUAAAGCGAAUUUUAAUCUUGUUUUGAUAUUCAAGAGAUGUGUGGUAUAUUUGUUUGUGGCAAAAGAGAAUCGGAUGUGCCAGGAGAGGUGAUACAGGAUGAAUUGCUGCCUCUCGUGCACAAUAGAGGCCCAGACGGAUUUUCAGACUGCACUGUUAGGUUCUUGAGCUGGCAAAUUAAUUUUUGGGGGAGUGUUUUAUGGAUGCAGGGACAAAUGCCAGAGCUGCAACCUGUGAAAGAUGAAAAGGGCAAUGUUUUAUUGUGGAAUGGUGAUAUAUUUGAUGGGCCAUGGGUUCCAGUUGAUGGCAGAAGUGAUACACGUGUUGUUCUUGAAAGAAUAUUUGGAAGUAAUUGUAUGCCAGAAAAUAUUUUACUGUCAAUAUCUUCAAUUAAGGGACCUUAUUCAUUUGUAUACUGGUGUGAAAGUACCCAAAUGUUAUGGUUUGGAAGAGACCAUAUUGGAAGGCACAGUCUUCUAUGCUAUUUUGAAGACAAUCAUUCUUUUAUACUGACAUCUGUUGGGAAAAGAAAUUUACCUUUUAUAGAAGUCCCAGUUGUUGGUAUCUUUGUAAUUGACUUCUCAAAAGAGUUUUUCAAUCUUACUGUGUAUCCUUGGUCAGAUACAUCAGAAAUGGAAUUGCAUACUUUACAGAACUGGCCUAUCCCUAUAAGGGUAUCAGAAUUAAUCGUGAAAUCUCCUAUUCAAGCAAAGUGUCCAGAACCGUAUAGUCCGUCUGCAGAAUAUUCCCAAAUUAUUACUGAGGCUGUUGUUACAAGGUGUAUCUUUGAUGCACUUUUGUCUCAGACUGUAAUAUCAGAUAAAGUGGAACAAUUGCUUCAUUGUCUCAGGAAAGCAGUAAUGAUAAGAACCAAGACUCAUCCUGGGAAAUGCAGAAACUGUCUGAAAGAUAACAUGGUUUUGCAAAGUAAUGUAGGUGAAUGUUCUCAUCCUAAAAUCGGGAUAUUAUUUUCAGGUGGUUUAGAUUCCACUGUAAUAGCUGCAUUAGCACAUGAGAGUAUACCACCUCAUGAUACAAUCGAUUUGUUUAAUGUUGCUUUUGAAAAUCAAAGCAAAAGCCUGCAGAACAGUCCCCAUUUCCAUACUCCAGAUAGAACUACAGGAUUUCAGUCUUCGAAAGAACUGCAAUCUAUUUUUCCACAAAGACGGUGGAAUUUCAUUCAGAUUAAUGUUUCCCGAGAAGAAGUAAAUAAUUUUCGAAAAACAAGGAUAGGAGAUCUAAUUCAUCCAUUAGUGUCCAUCUUGGAUGACAGUUUAGGAUGUGCUUUAUGGUUCGCUUGUCAGUUACAUGGAAUACUGGGGGACUCGGAAUAUUCUUCUCCAGCCCGUAUUUUGCUCCUGGGAAUGGGAGCUGAUGAACAGUUUGGAGGCUACAUGAGACAUAGGACAACUCUGCGACACAGAGGAUGGUCAGCCCUUGCAGAAGAAGUAGAUGUAGAAUUACAACGUAUUGCAACUCGUAAUCUGGGCAGAGAUGAUCGUAUUGUGGGUGAUCAUGGAUGUCAAGCUAGAUUUCCAUUUCUUGAUGAAGAUGUGAUCAACUUUGUUGGCACUCUUCCAAUAUGGAAAAGGUGUUACCCAUCUUAUGAAUUACCUCCAGGUUUUGGUGACAAAUUAAUAUUAAGGUUAGCUGCAUGGAAACUUGGUCUGAAGAACGCAGCUGUAAUUCCAAAAAGAGCCUUUCAGUUUGGUUCAAGAAUAGCAAAUAGUAAAGAAAAAGCAACUGAUGUAUCUUCAAGAUUGAUGUUGUAACUUAUACCCUAUGUGAUAUGAUAUUUAAACUGAAUCACUUUUGUGUUAAAUGCACUGUACUGAAAGAGGUUGUAAUAAAAUAUUUUGUUUUUAUAUAUUCCAUUUUGAAAAUUUGAUAUAUAUUAAUUUUUUUCUCUAAUUGUAAGUAACUGUAAUUCAUAAAUUUCAAUAUUUUUCGCAUCGGAAGCUAGUUUGGUGAAUUCAUGAGAGAUCAAAUUUGAAUAUUGGUUCUGUUGCUCGCAUUGACCCUGCCUGAAUGAUUGUUACUGCACAAUAGUAGCUUGAAAUGGG